AUGUCGAAGGCACGAACAGUUGGGAUUGGCAUGGACUACUCACCCACAAGCAAAUCGGCUCUGAAGUGGACGAUCGAUAAUUUGAUAGAAGCUGGAGAUCGAAUCAUCAUAAUUCAUGUUCAAUCUCCGAAGGCUGAUCCUACCAACAAGCAGCUCUUUGCAGACACUGGAUCACCUUUGAUACCUCUUGAAGAGUUCAGAGAGAUUAGUGUGUCCAAGCAAUAUGGACUUACCCCUGAUCCUGAGGUUCUUGAUAGGCUUGAUACAGUUUCCAAAGCCAAAGGGGCAAAGGUAGUGGCGAAGGUAUACUGGGGGGAUCCAAGGGAGAAGCUGUGUGAUGCUGUGGAACUUCUCAAACUUGAUUCAAUUGUUGUGGGGAGCAGAGGCCUGGGAGUCAUUAAAAGGUGA
Molecule: messenger RNA, 408 nt
Organism: Ilex paraguariensis (yerba mate)
Lineage: Eukaryota; Viridiplantae; Streptophyta; Magnoliopsida; Aquifoliales; Aquifoliaceae
Source: the annotation of a GenBank genome assembly